AUUACACCGCUAUAAUCUUGCAAUAAUAACAAUUGGGGAAUCCUUUCCUUUCUAAUCUCUAUAGAUUGUUUGGGUAAGAAGUGAUUGAAAUUACCUAUUCUUUGCUUUUUAAGCCAUGACCAGGCAGAAAGUGAAGCUUGCCUACAUUACCAAUGAUUUUGCCAGGAAAGCCACAAACAAGAAAAGAAAGAAGGGUCUGAUGAAGAAGGUGAGUGAACUCAGUACUCUUUGUGGGAUAGAAGCUUGUGCAAUUAUCUACAGUCCUAAUGAGUCUCAACCGGAGGUUUGGCCAUCCCCUGUCGGAGUCCAGCGUGUGCUCUCGGAGUUCAAGAAGUUGCCUGAGAUGAAACAGAACAAGAACAUGGUGGACCAAGAGAGUUUCCUUAGGCAAAGGAUCGCAAAAGCCAAUGAACAGCUGCAGAAACAGUGCAAGAACAAUCGCGAAAAGGAGAUGAAACAACUCAUGCUCCAAAACCUUACAGGAAAAGGCUUGCACAAUUUGAACAUGAUGGAUUCAAAUGAACUCGGGUGGUUGAUUGAGCAAAACUUGAAGGAUAUUAACAAGAGGGUUGAUACACUUACUAAAGCGUCUCAUUCCCAAGGGUCCGCAGCAGCGUCAUCAGGGACAAUGGUAACACCAGAACCGAAGUCAAAGAGCGGAGAGAAAGUGCAGGCGGGGAGGUCAGAUCUCGAGGUUAACAUGGAUACAAUGCAGAGGCAACAGCGGAUUACAGACCUGAUGAACCCACAAGACCACCUGGGAUUUGGUGGCGAUGAGAUGAUGCCCCCAUUUGGGGAUAACAACCGCAAUGCUCUUUGGUCUAAUGCCUUUUUCCCUCGGGAAAAAUAG
Messenger RNA from Durio zibethinus, 850 nucleotides. The record is from RefSeq and is a predicted model, not a curated record. Lineage: Eukaryota; Viridiplantae; Streptophyta; Magnoliopsida; Malvales; Malvaceae.